AUGAAAAAACUAUCAUUUGCUCUACAAUCAUCAAAACCCCAAAAACCAUCAAUUAAGCCUUCUUCAUCUACACCAUCAUCAUCUAUUCAAAAACAAUUCGUUACAGAACUCGACCCAUCUAAAACCCUAUCCGACCCGAAUUCCCAAAACCCUAAUAUCAUUGCCCCAAUUUCCAACAACUGGCAGCCUUACAAAAAGCCCCUCGACCUCCCCCAUAAAUCCGAUGACCCCAAUCUUCAAUUCGAGACCUCUGAUUCGACCGUCGAACCCAUUGAUCCGAAUAUCGUAUACAGUCUCAAUCUUCGGGUUAAGAAGAACCCGAAUUCGGAUCAGGAUCAGGGUUUGAGAGAGAGUAAUGUGAAUUCGGGUUCUGGGAUGGAUAGUUUGAUGUUAAAUAGAUAUAGGAAUGAUAUAAGUAAGUUGCCUGAUGAUAGAGGGAUGGAUGAGUUUGUCGAUAUGCGGGUUGAGGAUUUCGGUGCUGCGUUAUUGAAAGGUUAUGGGUGGGUUGAAGGGAGAGGCAUUGGGAAGAAUGCUAAAGAGGAUGUUAAGGUUGUCGAGAUUUUGAAACGAACCGGGAAAGAAGGUUUAGGGUUUGUUAAUGAUAUGCCUAUGCCAAUGUCGAAAAAUGACAAGGAAAGUGUUCCAAAUGGCGUAAAACGAGAUGGGAAUGUUGGUAGUGGUGAUAUAAAUGGUAAAGAUAAAAACUUGAAUGUAAAUCAGAUUGAUAAGAAUGACGGUGAAAGGAAGGGUAGUGAUAGGAAGGUUAAUGAUUCGAGGAGGGAUCAUAAGGAUGAGAAUAAGGAUAAGAAAAGGAGUCGAGAUAGAUACGAAUAUGAAACACCGAAAAAAUCUUGGUUGAAUAGUCGGAUCAGGGUUAGGAUAAUUAGCAAAGAGUUAAAAGGUGGGAAGUUGUAUUUACAAAAGGGUGAGAUUGUGGAUGUUGUAGGGCCGUCUACGUGUGAUAUAUCGAUGGAUAGUAGUAGGGAGAUUGUACAAGGAGUUGAGCAGGACUUUCUCGAGACUGUGUUGCCACGAUGUGGGGGGCAUGUUCUUGUUUUGUAUGGUAGACAUAAGGGUGUGUAUAGGAGUUUACAGGAGAACGAUAUGGAUAAUGAGACUGCGGUUGUUCGUGAUGCAGAUACUCAUGCGUUGUUAAAUGUUAAGUUGGAGCAAAUUGCUGAGUAUGUUGGAGACCCUGAUGAUAUUGCAUACUGAUUGUUGCCAUGUUUCAGGCUGUUGCAUUGUGAUCAAAAUUGGUUGCCAAGUUGGUCAAAUGAAGCAUGAGAUAAGUAGAUAGCAUCUACCUUAAGACAUGUCUAAGUAAAGACUAUCAAUAAACUUGAUCCACAUUGUAGCUGUUUAAUUUGUCAAAUAAGUUUCAAUUCUUGAGAUGGAAAGUUUGGGAAAGGAAGAACCUUAAAGAAGCUGUUAAAGAAUGAAAAGGAACCCCGAGUCAAGGAACUAUACGAAAGUUAAGCUAAAUAAGGCUAAGUUUUUAUAUACGUUUGGGAAUCAUUUCAAUGACUAAUGAUUCGAUCAGAAGAUAGUUUUUGGUGGAGAUUGCAUGAAGUGAUUUUGAUUAGCUAUUGAGCUUCUUAUAGGUAAAUAGGUAAUAGACAGUUAGAUAUGGCAUUUCAGUGAGGUUUCUUAUACGUGUAUGAUAAUGACAAUAAGGGAGUAAAUCUUCAAAAUUGAUAAUGUUGGUCAAUAGAUACACACAUUGUGGUUGAAUUGGCUCAAAGCUUGAUCGGUGUAUAUGAUGAUUGCAAAGUUCCGUAUGAGCAAAAAUAAGUGUGUUUUAUAUGAAGUGACAUCGUUUGCUAAUAUUUUGUGGGGAGAUCAUUGGACCAACUAACAUUAAUGCUAUUAGAAAAGCAUGUAAGCUACUUAUGUUAGUAUGGUGUUGGUGCACACCAUGUUGUUACACAUUAGUUGUUGAUCUAGUUUGGUUCAUACUGAAUUGUGCCCUUACUGCUGAUUGCUAGAUCCUAACUGAUGAAUUGAUUCGGGUAUCGUCGAGGGCAAUAAUCAUCAAGCUUUCUAGAUCCCAAUCAUCGUAUGAGAGGAAGUUUUGCUUUGAUGGCUUGAACUCCACUUCUCUUAUUGUUAUAUAUCAGUUUAAUUUAUUUUCUGGAUCGUCUCUUUCUCUCUUCCUUUGUUUUCUAUUAUACCCUGCAAAUUUCCACAUACUUUCUAUUGUAUUCUUCAACAAUCAACAUUCAACAUGAUCAAAAUAUGUCUCUUUCUGAAA
This is a messenger RNA of Erigeron canadensis, 2251 nucleotides long. RefSeq names its product protein MOS2-like. Gene Ontology annotation, molecular function: nucleic acid binding. Gene Ontology annotation, biological process: mRNA splicing, via spliceosome. The transcript is spliced from 4 exons. Gene Ontology annotation, cellular component: spliceosomal complex. The record is from RefSeq and is a predicted model, not a curated record. NCBI's taxonomy places the organism in Eukaryota, Viridiplantae, Streptophyta, Magnoliopsida, Asterales, Asteraceae. The coding region runs from base 1 to 1215 and encodes 404 amino acids.